UUCCGAUCGUUUGCAAAUGACGACCGCCAUGUCAUGGCCAAGCAUGCCGGCGUCUAUCCGGCCCCGGAGGAGCUGGAGGCCGUGCAGUCGCUGGUGUCCACCGUGGAGGGAGCCCUCAAGAAGGUCUCUGAUUGGAUGGACGGCCUCAACAAAUCAUCAGGGAAGACCUCCACCAGUAACGAGGCAGGGGACACGGUGGAGGAAGACGCUGCUGAGACAAAGCCUGAUGGUACGUCAGUGCUGUGCGGGGUGACGCGCGUCAGCCUGGUGGCCAAGGGCCUGCUGAUCAAAGGGGACAUGGACCUGGAACUGGUGCUGAUGUGCAGAGAGAAACCCACCAAACUGCUGCUGUACACCAUCAGCGCCAACCUCCCCCUGCAGAUCCAGACAAUGACGGAGGACAAAUACGAGGUGCGGUCGUGUGUGCCAGAGGCAGCUAUCCGGGUCUGCAGCACCAAAAACCCUCAACUCACGCUGAAGAUCACCCUGUCCUCCUUAGCCAUGAGGGAGGAGCACAGCACCACAGAAGAAGAUGUUUAUGAGACGCAGGAGGAGGAAGAGGAGGAGGAUGAUGUCCUGGACAGGCAUAAGUGCCAGGCUGCGCUGGCGUCGCUCCGACACGCCAAAUGGUUCCAGGCCAGAGUCACAGAUCUCAAGUCCUGCGUCAUCAUCUUGAGGGUCCUCAGAGACAUGUGCAACAGACUGCCUGUGUGGCAGCCUCUCAAAGGAUGGCCUCUGGAGCUGAUCUGUGAAAAGGCCAUAGCCACCUGUAACCGGCCGCUGGGUCCAGGUGAGGCCCUGCGCCGCGUCAUGGAGUGCAUCGCCUCAGGGAUUCUCCUGCCAGGAGGUCCAGGAGUUCACGACCCCUGUGAGAGGGAACCUACAGACGUCCUGUCUGAGCUCAGCGCCCAGCAGGCCGACGCCAUCACACACAGCGCACAGCAUGCGUUACGCCUCCUAGCCUUUGGACAGCUUUACAAGGUCUUGAAUAUGGAUCCUCUCCCUGCCAGCAAACCCUCACCGAGGCUGUUAGAAGGCGGCUGUCAGAAGAGGCUUCGGGAGGACGCCGGGUCAGAUGACAGAGACUUCAUCAAAAGGAUGAAAGUCCUCGACUGGAGGAUGACGGAUCCUAACCACCCCAUGAACGCUCUGAUGCGUCUGAACCAGAUCCACCCGGGUCUUCAGUACCGCCUGCUGUCCCAGUCCGGCCCGGUCCACGCUCCGGUCUUCACCAUGUCCGUGGAGAUCCAGGGAACCACGUACCAGGCCACCGGGAACUCCAAGAGGACCGCCAAGCUCCAAGUAGCCCUCAAGGCGCUGCAGGCUCUGGGCUACGUGCUCAGCAGCGACGGAGACGUGGACUCUCUGAGCGCUGACGAGAAGUCAGAUGGCGAAGGCAAGAACGACAGGAUGUCGACCAGCUCCAGCUCCACCUCCAUCACCUCCUCCACAGACGCACAGGAGUCCAGAGCUCCAGGUCCGAUCCUGACGGCGGGAGGUAAAAACCCGGUGAUGGAGCUGAAUGAGAAACGCCGCGGCCUCAAAUACGAGCUGAUAUCAGAGAGCGGCAACAGCUACGACAAACGCUUUAUCAUAGAGGUGGAGGUGGACAAGCAGGUUUUCCGGGGGACGGGUCCCAAUAAGAAAGUAGCCAAAGCCAGCGCCGCGCUGGCUGCCCUGAACAGCCUGUUCUCCGGCUCCAAGUCAACGACCAACAAGAAGAAACGGCCCAACCCUCCACCAAAGCGACCUGUGGCCUCAGUGCUGACCCUCCCGGCCCUCGCUGCCAGACCUCCACGGGUCCCCGUCAUCCCCCGAGCUCCCUACAUCAGCACCCCACCCACACAUGGAUACAUCCCCCCAGGUUUUGGUGCUCCUUAUGGCUACAGCCCUGCAGGCGCCCUCCCAGCCUACGGUGGCCUGUACAUCGACAGUGCCUAUUACCAGCCGCAGACCAUAGCCACACCUAUAAUCAUCCACCUGGGCCCUCAAGAUCUUUUCUGACCCCGAUGAUGUACCGAGACCACAUCCGGCAACAGACUCGACCUCCUGUUUAAUCCCUCACCCUUAUUAAACUCUGUCAGCGCCUCUCAAUUACUGCAGCACUGCUCCCCUCCCCUCCCCUCCCCCGGGUUUCUCCUUCCACACGAGACAAAGCAGCAAUAUUGAAAGCAAUAUGGAAGAGAAAACCCCUCGGGCGACGCUCCUGCCGAGUCCGGGUCGGGUUUAAGAGAGGACGAGGCCGCAGCCGAGCCUUUGUUUUACCCAGCUCGCUCAGAAAACGUCAAUAAAACACAAAGCAAUACUUCUUCUGCCUUCGGGAAUCUCAACGUGUUCCAGAGCGACUUGACUCGAGUCUCAAACGCUGUUUCAGACGAUCACACGACAAUGUGAGCUACUGUAUGUAAAUACUAUAUUUACUACACUGUAUAUAUGGAUGUUUGUGAGUUUUGAAUAUAUAUAUAAACAUGUUAAUAUGUUUGAAUAUGUAAAACCCCCUGACGGGUAAAGAAACAUAUUUAUAAUCUAUCUCUGAAUGUAAAUACAGUAGUGACUGAAGUAGCUUUGUACUGAAAGCACUCUCAGAUAUGAUAUCUAUAAAUAUUAAGAGUUAAAUACAUUUUACAAAUUGUCUAUAACAAUGUCUACAACACUGUAUUGGUAUGUUGAUGGUAUAUAAUCCCAAAUUAAACAUUAUUGCAUAUAGUAGACUUAAGUAGUAAUUUUCCAAUCCAAAGCAUCAAGAUUAAAAUAAGUAAUUUGACAAAAACUAAUUUAUAAACGAUUUUAAAUCAUGUUAAAAAGGACGUUUGUCAUCAUCUGUUCUCUGCUGUU
This is a messenger RNA of Seriola dumerili (greater amberjack), 2835 nucleotides long. RefSeq names its product spermatid perinuclear RNA-binding protein-like. Gene Ontology annotation, molecular function: double-stranded RNA binding; single-stranded RNA binding. Gene Ontology annotation, cellular component: precatalytic spliceosome. The transcript has 17 exons. The record is from RefSeq and is a predicted model, not a curated record. Bases 34 to 2004 code for a protein of 656 amino acids. Lineage: Eukaryota; Metazoa; Chordata; Actinopteri; Carangiformes; Carangidae.